Molecule: messenger RNA, 2120 nt
Organism: Poeciliopsis prolifica (blackstripe livebearer)
Lineage: Eukaryota; Metazoa; Chordata; Actinopteri; Cyprinodontiformes; Poeciliidae
Gene: chmp3
Product: charged multivesicular body protein 3
Exons: 6
Coding region: 90-755 (221 amino acids)
Biological process (GO): late endosome to vacuole transport; protein transport; endosome transport via multivesicular body sorting pathway
Cellular component (GO): multivesicular body; ESCRT III complex
Source: RefSeq, a predicted model, not a curated record
UAGACACCAGGAAGUGCUCGAAGAACAACCUCUCCCAGCUAGCCAGCUUCAAUCAGAGAGAGUAGUUCGGUUGAAACACAGCACACAACAUGGGGCUGUUCGGCAGGACACCCGAUAAACCCCCCAAAGAACUGAUUAAUGAGUGGUCUCAAAAAAUCAGAAAGGAGAUGAGAGUGAUUGACAGACAAAUUCGAGAUAUUCAAAGAGAGGAGGAGAAAGUUAAACGCUCCAUCAAAGAUGCUGCCAAAAAGGGACAGAAAGAUGUUUGUGUUGUCCUCGCUAAGGAGAUGAUUCAGUCGAAACGAGCCAUCACAAAACUUUACGCCUCCAAAGCCCAGAUGAACUCAGUGCUUCUCAGCAUGAAGAAUCAACUGGCUGUGGUUCGAGUAGCUGGAGCGUUGCAGAAGAGCACAGAGGUCAUGAAAGCCAUGCAGAACUUGGUUAAAAUCCCAGAGGUCCAGGCCACAAUGAUGGAGCUUUCAAAGGAGAUGAUGAAGGCCGGAAUAAUUGAGGAAAUGCUGGAGGACACGUUUGAGAGCAUGGAAGAUGGAGAGGAGAUGGAGGAAGCGGCAGAGGAGGAAGUUGACAAGAUUCUCUUUGAGAUCACAGCAGGGGCUCUUGGUAAAGCUCCAAGCAAAGUGACGGAGCCGCUUCCGGACCUGCAGGUUCCAGGAACCUCAGCUGCUGCUUCGGACGAAGAGUCGGAGGAAGACAUCGAAGCCAUGCAGUCCAGACUGGCGGCUCUGAGGAGCUAGAGUUAGAGGCACUUUGCACAUUUCUCCUGUGCUGAGCAUCUGCUGCUUCGUUGUCACCUGGGUUAACAUUGUGCUUCAACGGUUGUUUAUUUUAAUCCAGCCUGAUUAAAAAGGUGAUGUUUUCUGUUAUCUGCAGUGACUUUAUCUACGUCUUUAUUCUCCAAAGUCAAUCAGAAGGUUUAUGGGGGUGUAUAUAAUGUAAGUAUGAUCAGCCUUCUGUGCCUACUGUGGUUAUUCUCGCUCUCCUAUGUCAGUGUUUAUGACCCAAACUGACCAGCUGGGGAGGAAGUUUUUAAUCUUUUAGAAAACUUUUUGUUCAGUUUACCAGGAAUUAAUUCGCCUGCCAUAUUUGAAACACUAGAGGUGAUGGGCAGAGCUUGCAUUUGUUUCUAUUUCCAUGAAUAUAUCUGUUGUUCUUUUGUGCUCAUAAGUGUUAUGAACAUUAAAACUCCUACAAUGCAAAAACACAAAGUCUUACCAAGUAUUUUGGUCUAGUUUAUAGUACAAACACUGAAAUAAGACGAAAUGUUUAUUUUCAGAAAAUAAUUCCUUAAUAUUGAUGAAAAAUUGCCAGUUUGACUUGCAGAUUAUUUCAGCUCUAACAAGACAUUUUUUCAUAGUAUAAGUGAAAUAAUCUGCCUGUGAAACUAGAACUUUCUCAUAAAUAAUAAGUGAUAUUUACUUAAAAUAAUUUUCUACAUCUUGCUGAAAAGUUACUUAUUUGAAGUGUACUAAAAACUAGACUCUUGUUUUUGCUCUGUAUAAAGAACAUCCUCACUGCAAAAACACAAAAUACUAUGAAGUAUUCUUGGUCUAAUUUUAGUACAAAUUUCUUGGUACACUUGAAAUGAGACAAAACUAACUUACAAGUAACUUUUCAAUCAGAUGUAGGAGCUUCUUUUAAGGAAAUAAUUCUUUAAUAUUGCUAAAAAAAAAAAAAGCACAAAGUUCCACUGGCAGAUUAUUUCACUUAUAACAUGGAAAACAUUUCUUUUUGUAAGUGAAAUAAUAUGCCUGUGGAACCAGUACUUUCUCAUAAAUAUUAGGAAUUAUUUACUUAAAACAAGCUCCUACAUCUCACUGAAAGCUACUAGUUCUCAUUUCAAGUGGACUAAGAUAUUUGCACUAGAAACUAGAACAAAAGUACUUGGUAAUAUUUUGUGUUUUUGCAGUGUACUCAUGUUUUUCAAUAAGCUUCAGCUUCUUCACAGUUUGACUUUGAGUCGCUGUAGUUUUCUUUCUCCAAAAUGCAAAGGAAGUAGAGCUACUGGUUACUGCAGAACAUGUGUACCGUUAAAUAUUGCGUGUAUAAUUUUUCUAUGUGGAUGGAUGAAAACAAAAAACUAAUAAACUUUUAAAAAAAGA